AUGGAUGCAGAGGAAUUUUGCCGCCAUGGAAAGGAGAUGAUAGACUAUGUAGCCGACUAUCUGGAGAACAUUCGCGAGCGACGCGUGUUCCCGACAGUGGAGCCAGGGUACCUCCGGAAACUUAUACCAGAAGAGGCGCCCGAGGAAGGCGAAUCGUUUGAAGACAUCUUCAAAGAUGUGGAACGCGUAAUUAUGCCAGGGAUUACUCACUGGCAGUCGCCCAACUUCCACGCCUAUUUCCCGACCGGCAGCUCCUACCCGGCAAUUGUGGCGGACAUCCUCUCGGGAUCAUUUGGCGGCGUAGGAUUCUCCUGGGCCUCGAGCCCCGCGUGCACAGAACUAGAGGUCGUGGUUCUAGACUGGCUGGCAAAGAUGCUGGAACUACCCGAGAGCUUCCUUGCGUCUUCAGGUGGAACUGGAGGUGGCGUCAUUCAGGGAACUGCAUCUGAGGCAACGUUGGUGGCGCUUCUUUCUGCGCGUGCGCGAGAAAUCCUACGUUACAAACAGACGAACGGGCACUCAGACGACGGCGUCAUCAUGUCCAAAUUUGUCGCAUAUUGCUCUGACCAGUCACACAGCUCCGUGGAAAAGGCAGGGCUUAUCGCGUGCAUCAGGAUGAGGAAGCUCCCUACUGACGCGGACUGCUCCCUUAGGGGACAGACCCUUCGGGACGCUAUCAACGAGGACCGGGCACAUGGGCUCAUACCUAUAUACGUCUGUGCUACUCUCGGGACUACCCCAUCGUGCGCAUUCGACUGUGUAAAAGAACUUGGCGUUGUCUGUCAAGAGGAGAGCAUAUGGAUGCACAUCGACGCUGCCUAUGCAGGAAGCGCUUUUAUAUGUCCAGAGUUCCGCCCCUUGUUGGAAGGAGUCGAGUUUGCUGAGUCGUUUAAUUUCAACGCACACAAGUGGCUAAAAGUGAAUUUCGACUGUUCUGUCAUGUGGGUUCGGAACAGUAACCUGAUUACGGGACCCUUCAACGUUGAAUCUCUCUACCUAAAACAUCAACACCAGGGGGCGAUGCCAGACUACCGGCACUGGCAAAUACCUAUGGGUCGAAGAUUUAGGUCAUUGAAGUUGUGGUUCGUACUGCGCACAUACGGACGGAAAGAACUUCAAAACUACAUUCGCAAGGACGUUUCACUGGCACACCUGUUCGAGGGGAUGGUGGUGGCAGACGGCAAAUUUGAGAUCGUGCAGAAGGUCGUCCUGGGACUUGUAAGCUUUCGGCUGAAGAACGCUUCUAACGCAACCAAUGAACGUCUGUUGAAAGCAAUCAACGCGGACGGGCGCAUAAACAUGGUGCCGGCCGAGAUCCGGGGCGUCUACUUCUUGCGUUUUGUCGUCUGCGCGUCGCGCACGACUGAUAGUGACGUCAUGUUCGCGUGGGACGUCAUCCGGGAACUCACGGAGAGCAUACUUAAGGAUUCCGAUAACAAAUGA
This is a messenger RNA of Dreissena polymorpha, 1443 nucleotides long. Its product is annotated as aromatic-L-amino-acid decarboxylase-like. Bases 1 to 1443 code for a protein of 480 amino acids. Gene Ontology annotation, molecular function: aromatic-L-amino-acid decarboxylase activity; pyridoxal phosphate binding. The record is from RefSeq and is a predicted model, not a curated record. Gene Ontology annotation, biological process: serotonin biosynthetic process; catecholamine metabolic process; amino acid metabolic process. Lineage: Eukaryota; Metazoa; Mollusca; Bivalvia; Myida; Dreissenidae. The transcript has 12 exons.